Molecule: messenger RNA, 766 nt
Organism: Xyrauchen texanus (razorback sucker)
Lineage: Eukaryota; Metazoa; Chordata; Actinopteri; Cypriniformes; Catostomidae
Exons: 3
Coding region: 134-766 (210 amino acids)
Source: RefSeq, a predicted model, not a curated record
CUGUCUUCGGUUUCUUGCCACAGGGGACUCAUUCAGGACCAUAGCGUCCAGCUUCAGGGUUGGUGUCUCAACAGUGAGCCAGAUCGUCCACCAGGUUGUGACUGCAAUCUGGGACUGUCUUGUGGAGGAGUACAUGGCUGUGCCCACCACUGAUGACUGGAGGUCCAUCGCAGAAGGAUUCCAGGAGCGGUGGAACUACCCUCUAUGCUGUGGAGCGGUGGAUGGGAAGCACGUGGUAAUGAAGGCACCCCCCAACUCAGGAUCCCAGUUCCACAACUACAAGGGAACAUUCUCCAUCGUUCUCCUUGCAGUUGUGGAUGCGAGGUAUCGCUUCCGGGUGAUCGAUGUUGGGGGGUACGGCAGGACCAGCGACGGUGGGAUUCUGGCAAACUCCGCCUUUGGACAGGCUCUCCGUGCUGGUACACUUCAUCUGCCUCCUGACCAGCCUCUUCCCGGUGCUGAUGAAAGAGGACCCCAGCCCCAUGUCUUUGUGGCUGAUGAGGCGUUCCCGCUGCGGAGGAACCUCAUGCGGCCCUUCCCUGGACGCACCCUUCCUCCAGAGAAGCAUGUCUUCAAUUACCGCCUCUCCAGAGCCAGGCUGGUGGUGGAGAACGCCUUUGGCAUCCUCUCCUCACAGUGGAGGAUGUACCGCCGCCUCAUCAAGGUCCACCCAGAAGUGUGUGAAGGCGACGUGUGUGAAGGCGACGUGUCUUCUCCACAACUUUCUGAGGUGUUCGGAGGGGAGAGAGAAAAGGCAGAAGGCUGA